Molecule: messenger RNA, 1782 nt
Organism: Nestor notabilis (Kea)
Lineage: Eukaryota; Metazoa; Chordata; Aves; Psittaciformes; Psittacidae
Gene: IL18RAP
Product: interleukin 18 receptor accessory protein
Exons: 10
Biological process (GO): interleukin-18-mediated signaling pathway
Molecular function (GO): interleukin-18 receptor activity; interleukin-1 receptor activity
Source: RefSeq, a predicted model, not a curated record
UUUACAGAAAGCAAGAUGAUUCUUAAAGAAAAUAUUUCAGAAUAUCAACCAAAAUUGAUAAAGAAAAUCAUGCUCACUUUUUGCUGGAUCCUAGCAUUGUUUGUCAAUGGGGCAGAAGUUAGAGAGACUAACCUGCUAGGAUGUUCCCAUGUUGAACCUCAAAUAUGGUAUCGUGCAAUUAGUGGUGAGGAAUUUGUUUUACAAUGUGCUUUACCAGAUAGAGAUGCUACCCACAUUUAUAACAACAACUCACUUCUAAAACAACAUAAGGUGAAGUGGUUCUGGCAAAAAGACAAAGAGCCACUGAAGGCUAUCAAGGAAAGCUCUAAUCCUGCUCUCCAAGGGGAUGCACUUUGGUUUAAACCAGUAAGGGACAGUGAUUCUGGAGUGUUCAUCUGUGUGAUAUGGGAAAAAAUCCCAUGUCUCAAAAUUGUUUUGGAGGUUCAAACAAAAAAGGUAGCAAAAUGUUCAGCUUAUGACACAAACACGGUCUAUCUUCGUGCUGGCAAUGGGAAUUCAAUAAUUUGUCCUGGGACAAAAUGCUACAGCCAUAUAAAAAAAACAGAUGUAAAAUGGUACAAGGAUGGUCAUCAGAUAAAACAUAGGAAAACCAGAAAAAGCCUAAAGCUUAAGCAUAAUGAAAUCCACUUGAAUCCAACCUAUGACAAAGACGCUGGAAUAUAUGUGUGUGAUUAUGUUCUAUAUGACAACACUACCAAGUGGACAAUGAGAACAACAGUUACAGUAGAAGUCAUCGCAAAAAACACUAUCCAUCCACCCAACUUCUUGUAUCCCAAUGGUGUGGUGAUCCUCGAAGCAGAGCUUGGAAAGCCACUUGAAUUGGAAUGCCGUGUGCAGUUUGGGUUUGAAAGAUCUUCUCUGAGGAGGGUAACAUGGAAAAGAAACAACAAAGAAAAUAUAAAUGAGAAAUUGAGUCAGGAAACAAGUGUUUAUCCAGCAGGUUUAAAGGGGCACACACUUCUUCAUGUUGCAAAACUGAAAGAAGUUACUGAAAGGGACCUCGGAAGCAACUUCACAUGCUUUGCUGAGAAUUCAGUGGGGAAUGCCACAGCUGUGAUCCAGCUGAAAAGAAAGCAGAGAGUGUUUCUCUUACAUGUCCUAUGCAGUGCCAUUUCUAUCCUAUUUGCAUUACUUUUGUGCGCUGCCUUUGUUUACCAGCACUGGAUUGAAAUAGUGCUGAUGUACCGAAGUUAUUUGGUCCACAAUGAAACUACAGGAGAUGGCAAAGAAUUUGAUGCAUUUGUGUCGUAUGCAAAACUAGACUCUUCUGAAAGUAACUCUACUUUAAUUAGUGAAGCAAAAUUUGCCCUGGAGCUUCUUCCAGAUAUGCUGGAAACUAAAUAUGGAUACAAGUUAUGCAUUCUUGAAAGAGAUAUUCUUCCAGGAGGAGCAUACACAGAUGAAGUUGUUACAGCUAUUAAACAAAGCAGACGAGCAAUAAUUAUUUUGAGCCCAGCCUACGUCAGUGGGCCAAGCAUCUUUGAACUGCAGGCAGCGGUGAACUGUGCCUUGGAAGACAAAAAGAUCAAGCUGGUAUUAAUAAAGUUCCAGGCUUUCCAAGAGCCAGAGACUUUGCCUCCAGUGGUGAAGAAAGCUCUUCGGAUUUUACCAGUCAUUACCUGGAAGUCUUCUGUUUCUGGUGCUCCAAACAAGUUCUGGAAAUAUAUGCGUUACCACAUGCCAGUGAAAAGUACUAAAAUGUUGGGAAAUUGGAGCCUAAAGGACUUUUCCCUAAGGUUAUUCAGCCUGGUAUAUCGAUAG